This is a messenger RNA of Osmerus eperlanus (European smelt), 5140 nucleotides long. RefSeq names its product calcium/calmodulin-dependent protein kinase type II subunit beta-like. Gene Ontology annotation, molecular function: calmodulin binding; ATP binding; calcium/calmodulin-dependent protein kinase activity. Lineage: Eukaryota; Metazoa; Chordata; Actinopteri; Osmeriformes; Osmeridae. Gene Ontology annotation, biological process: protein phosphorylation. The record is from RefSeq and is a predicted model, not a curated record.
CCAAGCGCACCGGAGACGAGCCGUAGCCUACAGUACAGAAGCUAAAUAGUGGGGGAGACGUGACGCGAGCAAGCAACCACCUUGGUCGCUAGCCUUGCAUAUCAAACCUCUCCUUCACUCAACUAGAGCUUUACUGGCUUUCAAGGGCUCUCUUUGAGAAGGCGGCCGUAGACAUAUUGAACGCAUAUUUUGAAAACUAAUUUCAUAUUUACGGCAGACAGAGGAGCAGCUCAAGCUGUGAAACACCCACGAUAUACGGAGACAUGGCUACUACAACCUGUACACGAUUCACGGACGAAUUUCAGCUUUACGAGGAACUGGGAAAGGGAGCUUUCUCAGUGGUGCGCAGGUGUGUGAAGCUGUGCACGGGACAGGAAUACGCUGCCAAAAUCAUCAACACCAAGAAGCUGUCGGCCAGAGACCACCAGAAGCUGGAGAGAGAGGCUCGUAUUUGUCGUCUGCUGAAGCACUCCAACAUCGUUCGUCUUCAUGACAGUAUAUCAGAGGAAGGCUUCCACUACCUCCUGUUUGACCUGGUGACUGGAGGAGAGCUUGAGGACAUCGUGGCCAGAGAGUACUACAGCGAGGCUGAUGCCAGCCAUUGCAUCCAGCAGAUCUUGGAGGCGGUCCUUCACUGCCACCAAAUGGGCGUGGUGCACAGAGACCUGAAGGUGAGUGACGGGCGUCGCCUCGCUCAUGCCCACCUGACCUCUGACCCCUUGCUCUCUCUCCCCCUGUCUCCCCCAACAGCAGCCAAGAGCUUGCUGAACAAGAAGGCGGACGUCAAGCCCCUGGCAAACAGCACGAAAAACAGCAUAGUCACCAGCCCCAAAGGAAACACUCCUUCUCCUGCUCUGGAGCCUCAGACCACUGUAAUCCAUAAUCCAGUGGAUGGGACUAAGGAGUCCUCAGACAGCAGCAACACCACUGUGGAGGAUGAGGACGUGAAAGGGAAGAGUUUAGACAGCGGCUCGGUUAAGACCCAGUCCAGCAUCAGCUCCCUACCAGACACGGCGCAGGGCCCCUCCCCUGCUGUCUACUCCACCAAGUUCUCUGACCUGCUGGGUUGUGUGCGCCGGGGGUCUGGGCCUGUGUCGGACGGGGAGGGUGGAGCCAGUACCCCCCCUCCUGCUGCACUGUCCGCCCCUUCCCCCCCACACACCCCUGCCUUCCCCAUGCAGAUGUCUCGUCUCACAGACCUGGUGAGCAGCGUGCGUCGGGCGCCCCCCCCCCCAGCACCAGAGACAGAGGCCGCCCCCGUGGUCUCCAGGCCCACCCCCCCGCCAACACACCCCACCUCCCCCCCUCCCCCCCUGUCCCCCCCCCCUCCUCGGACCCCCCCCAGCCCCUCCCUCUCCUCACAGACGCGUAAACAGGAGAUCAUCAAGAUCACUGAGCAGCUGAUUGAGGCCAUCAACAACGGAGACUUCGAAGCUUAUGCGAAGAUCUGUGAUCCUGGUCUGACCUCGUUUGAGCCAGAGGCUCUGGGCAACCUGGUAGAGGGCAUGGACUUCCACCGCUUCUACUUUGAGAACUUCCUGGCUAAGAACAGCAAGCCCAUCCACACCACCAUCCUCAACCCCCACGUCCACCUGAUCGGCGAGGACGCCGCCUGCAUCGCCUACAUCCGCCUCACCCAGUGUGUGGACGCCCAGGGCCGGCCGCGCUCCAGCCAGUCCGAGGAGACGCGCGUCUGGCACCGCCGGGAGAGCAAGUGGCAGAACGUGCACUUCCACUGCUCUGGAGCGCCCGCAGCCCCUCUGCAGUGAGGGGGGGCAUGGCGGAGGCCUCGCCUGGCCAGAGUACUGUGCCGCAGAGAGAAGGAGGAAGAGAGAAGAAGAAGAAGAAGAAGAAGGAGAAAGAUGGAGAGGGAGAGACGAAGGAGGGGUUUAGAAAGCUAGUCUGGGGUUGUUGUGGUUCAGUGCCCAGUGCCCCCACACCCUCCCUCCCAGGCUUCCCUCCUAGCACACACACACACACACACACACACACACACACACACACACACACACACACACACACACACGUCUCUUCUUCUACAACUAUCGCCCCCUGUCUGUCGCCUGCACCACUGCACCCAAACACCCCAAUCCACGACAACACCCCCUCUCCUCUUCCUCCCUCUCCCUCACUAACCCCACUGACCGAUCCCAGAACAUGACCCAGUAUUCUGCUGUGCUGUCAGGGUUUUUUAGGGGGGGAGGAGGGGUGUCGAGGUUCCAGUGUACCCCUGGUUCUUCCACACUCCCCUCUCUGACCCCUCCUCAUCCUCUCCUGAAUCCAAACCUGUGUCGUGUUAACACCGCACAGAACAUACAGUAUGUAAAGUUUUAGGUGAAAUCGAUUAGUAUUAUUAAGGAAUAUUAUUAUUAUUAACACAAAUAUCUAUAUUAUUCAUCUUAUUAUUAUUUGCAACUGUAUAUGUACUUUGUAUCAUUCGGAAUCCUUGAUGGUUUCUAGAGUUGAAGAACAUUGUUUCGUUUUUUCUCUUUUUAAGGACGCAUGAUUUUUCCGGUAUUCACAGUGGCUGUUUUUUAUUGUGGCUAUUAAGUGAAACAAUAUAUAUGCUAUUGGCAGUUUUGUAUUGGCUUCUUGUAUACUAUAGUAUGCCUAAGCUCAUGUUUAAGUAAAAAUUAUUCAAUGGGGAAGGGAUGUCUGUUUGACUAGGUGUCUGUAAAUGUGUGAGUAAGUGUGUGUGUGUGUGUGUGUGUGUGUGUGUGUGUGUGUGUGUGUGUGUGUGUGUGUGUGUGUGACGUUGUAAACACAAGACAAUGAUGUGUGUUUGUCCAGGGAUAUUGAGGAGGCAGAUUGAGGUUUCCUGUUUGAGAAUGUGAAUAGGCCAGGGAGCUUGGUUUGGUGUCUUCCACUGUCAAAUCAUUAUUUAACUGUUUGAAACAAAAGAUCAUAAACAUUAACAGUAUACUGGCUGUAUUUAUCUUUAAGCUACUUUAUUCUUGGUUUAUUUAUUUUGUAUUUUGCCUUUUUUGUGUUGACUCAAACCCCAUCUGAGGACAGUAAGACCCUCUUGCUCUGGUGUUGAGCUGGUGUUUAUAAAUGUACUCUGCUCUGUAGCGCCCCUAGUGGUUGGAGGAAGUGCAGAGUCAUCUUUGUAGUAGAGUUAGUUUGUCUGGAGAGAUGAGGGCUAUUCUAACAGGUGGAUGUUGUGAGCUCAAGGCACAUCCUUGUGUGUGUUCACUUUUUAACUUGCUUUUGUCUCAGUGUUCUGGUUGCUGUUGCUCAUUUUAGAGCAAUGAUAUGCGCCUUAGGUCUGACAUUUUGAAAGCAGUGUGUGUGUGUGUGUGUGUGUGAAGGGAACCCCCAUGGCUCCUGUGGGGGGUUAUCUGUGAGACGUGGGAGAGAGGGAAGUUAGGGGAGAAGGUUUGAUUUCAGGGGAUGUAGAGCCCUCUGUCUUUACCCCAGCACUGACUCCUCCUGUAGUUCUGGUCUUUGUUUCACAUGUUUCAUAUCUUCCUUUUUGACUUGUGUUAUAAUGGAGUGGUAUCUUGUUUUAUCAUCAUGUCUGUGCCUGAGUCAGGAAGGAGGGACAGAUGUUUUAGACUUGCUCACAGCCCUUUAGGCAUUGGCUGCCUUCAUGGGGGUCUUGUCGCUAUUGGCUGAUUAUACGAUUCUGAGAGAGGCUAUUGAAGUGAAGCCUUCUCAUUGGGCAGGCAGACGGUCAGCUGGUUUGGUUAGUCCUCAGGUUCAUAUUUAUUGUGAUUAUUUAUUUCUUUGAUCAGACAUUUGAUUGUGCUUUUCUUAAGUUUUCUCUUGGUUUUCCGCAGCAAAGUACUGCUCCUGCACGUGUGCAAACACUGUCCCUUCAAGAUGAAGAGGACCUAUCAGGAGCUCUCCUGCCAAACUCAAACUAACAACAUGACGUUUGUGUUGUCUGUGGACUAUCCUUUUAAACGUCCUGUAGGUGUGCAUCCUAGUUUCCCUCAGACUGUGUCCGUGUGUCCUGGUGUCACUCCAACCCUUCUGUCCAGGAUGGGGGUUCAUCUUGGAUGAGCUCGGGGAUAAGUGGGCUCUCCUCACACCCAGAACACUCCCUCUUUCUCAUUGGCCGGCCUGGUCACUUCCUGAUCCCAUAUGGAGGUCAGAGGUCAUCAGGAGACGCUGAUGAGUUACAGUUCUGACCACACAUGUGAACCUCCCUCCACAAGAAGAAGCACGUAUAAAGAUGCUGCUCUUUCUGUUUCUUCAAGGUGUGUUUACUAGCCCUGGAAAGCAUUAUCACAAGACACACGUGUUUAACAAGAGGGAGCGUUCAGUAUCACAAACGACAACCCGCUAUUUAGCUGGCCGCUAUUUUUCUUUGCAUGACAGUCGAUGGGACACUAGUUUUUGGUAUUCGUUUUGUUUUUUCAUUUUCUACGGAAUGCUGGUGUACUAAACUUUUCUCUAUCUAUUUUCUCCGCUUUUUAAGUGCAUACAGCUAUUGUGGUCUCAAGAUGAUUUGAUGAAAAUGAUUGUUACACGGAUUGCUAUAAUGACAAGAAGGAAGAUGAUGAUGAUAUUUAUGUAAUGAUGAUUCAAUAGCAUGCUUUUCUAUCUGGGCUCAGUGUUGUCAAUGCAGACUGGUUUUAUUUUAUGGUUGAAAACUUCAGGAGCGCCUCUGACACAUUAGCCCAAGCCCUGCAUAGACCUCCUGACACUACUGUAUCAGGGUUGAAAUUGCUCACUGAAGAGUCAAGUUGCAACUGCAUUUUGGUAACUUAAACCUGCCACAACACAACAGCGCUCUCUCCCCCCUCCCCACAGCAGUGAGUUAUCAUGGAGGGAGUCAGCAGGAGGAAUGUGGUCUCUCUGAGACUCCUGUAUCUCCUCCCACCCAGCAGGGAGCCCCUCCUGCCCUGACCACACUGAGCUGACCACUCUGGAGGAUCUCUGCCUCCCUGCUCCUCCUCCCUCUGUUUCAAACCUCCUUCCAUCUUCUCUCAGCAGUCGGCUCUUUCCAGUUCCUCCUGGGCUCUUUCUCCUCAGUUUGGGUUUCUUCUGUAUAAUAAUAUUGAUCCUGUAUUUCUCAGAUUCUUCAGGUUAUGGCUCUGUUCUCUCCAAUGUGCUACAUGUGUUUCUCUAACUUAAGGAAAUGUGUCAAGGUGUUAUCAAUAAAAUGAGAAUUUAAGUAAGAAAAAUGUAA